Messenger RNA from Passer domesticus (house sparrow), 3094 nucleotides. It is a transcript of the gene CERS2, whose product is annotated as ceramide synthase 2. The transcript is spliced from 15 exons. The coding region runs from base 20 to 2098 and encodes 692 amino acids. Lineage: Eukaryota; Metazoa; Chordata; Aves; Passeriformes; Passeridae. Gene Ontology annotation, biological process: ceramide biosynthetic process. Gene Ontology annotation, molecular function: sphingosine N-acyltransferase activity; cysteine-type deubiquitinase activity; DNA binding. The record is from RefSeq and is a predicted model, not a curated record. Gene Ontology annotation, cellular component: membrane.
GUUGGCGACACAAUUCCCGAUGUUGGUGACACAGUUCCGGGUGUUGGUGACGCAAUUCCCAGUGUUGGUGACACAAUUCCCAGUUUUGGUGACGCAAUUCCCAGUGUUGGUGACACCGCCCCCGCAGCCAGCCCCUCCCCGCCCAGAGCCCCAUCCGCGCAGCCUGGGGGGGGGGUCCCGGGCUGGGGAGGGGUCCCCGGCGGCCCGGCGCCCCCAGGAGCCCCCCCCGGAGCCGCUCCGGCUGCGCUGGAUCCGCUGGAGGGGGCAGCGCACGCCCGUGGUCACCCAGAGCCAGAACGGGCCCUGCCCGCUCCUGGCGCUCAUCAACGUCCUGCUCCUGCAGAGGAAGGCAAGCCGGGGCCGGGGGGCGCGGGGGGGACCCCACAUCCCCGGGGGAGGGGUCCCAGGGACGGUCCCCAGCCCCCUCUGGCCGCCCCCCCAGGUGAAGCUGCCCCCGCAGCAGGAGGUGGUGACGGCCGAGGAGCUGAUGGCACAUUUGGGGAAUUGCAUCCUGGCCGCCCAGCCCCUGGACAGCUCGGAGGGGCUGCAGCUGAACUUCCAGCAGAACAUCAGUGACACCAUGACGGUGCUGCCCAAGCUCUCCACGGGGCUGGACGUCAACGUGAGGUUCACGGGGGUCUCAGAUUUCGAGUACACCCCCGAGUGCAUCGUCUUCGACCUCCUCAACAUCCCGCUCUACCACGGCUGGCUGGUGGACCCCCAGAGCCCCGAGCAGGCGCAGGCCGUGGGCAGGCUCAGCUACAACCAGCUGGUGGAGAAAAUCAUCACCUGCAAACACUCGGGUGACUCCGGGCUGCUGAGCGAAGGACUUCUUGGUGGCCCUGUCCCUGCAGCAGGGCCAGGCCCCCCCCCCCGGCGCUCAGCGACCUGGAGCUGGCGCGGCAGCUGCAGCACGAGGAGUACCAGCAGCGCCUUCCUCACCCUCCUCCUCCUCGCCCUGCGCAGCAUGUUUCAGACCUUGUACAGCUAUUUUUGGUGGGAACGGCUCUGGCUCCCGGCAAACCUCACCUGGGCUGACCUGGAGGACCGGGAUGGGCGAGUCUAUGCCAAAGCCUCUGACCUGUACAUCACCCUCCCCUUGGCCUUCCUCUUCCUCGUUGUCCGGCACCUCUUUGAGACGUACGUGGCCACCCCCCUGGCCGGGCUGCUGAACGUCAAGGAGAAGGUCCGGUUAAAAGCCACCCCCAACGCCGUGCUGGAGAAGUUCUACGCUGCCACCAGCAAACACCCCAAGCAGGCCGACGUGGAGGUGCUGGCCAGGAGGAGCGGCUGCACCGUGCGCCAGGUCGAGCGCUGGUUCCGCCGCCGCCGCAACCAGGACCGGCCCAGCCUGCUCAAGAAAUUCCGGGAGGCCAGUUGGAGAUUCACCUUUUACCUUAUUGCUUUCAUUGCUGGCAUGGCUGUCAUAGUGGAUAAACCGUGGUUCUACGACCUGCGGGAGGUGUGGAAGGGAUACCCCAUCCAGAGCAUUCUGCCCUCCCAGUACUGGUACUACAUGAUCGAGCUCUCCUUCUACUGGUCCCUGCUCUUCAGCAUCGCCUCCGACGUCAAGCGCAAGGACUUCAAAGAGCAGAUCAUCCACCAUGUGGCCACCAUCAUCCUCAUCAGCUUCUCCUGGUUUGCCAACUACGUCCGCGCCGGGACGCUCAUCAUGGCCCUGCACGACUCCUCGGAUUAUCUGCUGGAGUCUGCCAAGAUGUUCAACUACGCCGGCUGGAGGAACACCUGCAACAACAUCUUCAUCGUCUUCGCCGCCGUCUUCAUCAUCACCCGCCUGGUCAUCCUGCCCUUCUGGAUCAUGCACUGCACCAUGUUCUAUCCGCUGGAGCUCUACCCCGCCUUCUUUGGUUACUACUUCUUCAACUUCAUGAUGGUGGUGCUGCAGUCGCUGCACAUCUUCUGGGCCUACCUCAUCAUCCGCAUGGCCCAGAAGUUCAUAACUGGAAAGGUGGUGGAGGACGAGCGGAGCGACCGUGAGGAGACGGACAACUCUGAGGAGGAGGAGGAGGUGGCCAAGAACGGGCCCCUCUCCAACGGCCACCCUGUCCUCAACAACAACCACCGCAAAACCGACUGAGCGCCCCGGACCCGAGAGCUGCCACCUCCUGCUGCCGGCCCGGCCCCUCCGGCCGCUCCACACGGGACCCGGAGCGCCUGCCGGGCCCCUCCCCUCGGAGCGGGGCCGCAGCUCUGCCUCACACUCACCGCUGGUGCCCUUCCACCUCUCACCUGCUGCCUUAAUCCACCGCGGCUCCCCGGGACAGGCGGGGAGCGCAGCGGGACCGGCUCCAUUCCCCCGGGCCGGCUCCUUCCCGGGACCGGCUCCAUCCCCCCGGGCCGGCUCCAUCCCCCCGGGCCGGCUCCAUCCCCCCGGGAUCGGCUCCAUCCCCCCGGGCCGGCUCCAUCCCCCCGGGCCGGCUCCAUCCCGGGAUCGGCUCUGCCAAGGAGCUCGGCCCAGCCCCUUGCCGGGCUCUGUGUUAUUCCUACUUUCCCAAGCAUUCCUUCACCGGGGGGAGGGGAAAAUCCCCCUUUUCCUGAGCUGUGUCCGGCUGGAAAAGCCGGCUGAGCCCCUGCUCCCCGAACUGGGAGGGAGGAGCAGGGAAUUCCUGGGUGUUCCGUGCCUGAAUGAUGGGAUGACACUGUGGAAGUACUUGGGGGAAGGAACUGCGGGGCUGAGUCACUCCUUGUGUCUCACAGAGUUUAAUCCUCUCUCAUUUCUCUUCGGUAAAUGGAUUUUGAGUCUCUCCCUCUCCGUGGCCUCUCCCAGCUGUAACAGGACAAAUUUCCAACUUGAUUUUUUUUUCUUUUUUUUUUGGUUUUUUUCCUCCUUUUCUUUCUAUUUAUUUGGAAGACAGAAGGAGCCGGGCUUGGCUCUGUCUCCUGCAUCCUUUGGGAUGCUGUGAGACCUCCCAGCACGGAGGGGUGGGGGGAAAAGGACCAUUAACCAAUGUCAGACCAAAACGUGUUUUGUUAUUCUUGGUUUUUUGGUUGGUUUUUUUUUUUUUUUUAAUAAAGAAAAGGUUAAAUAUAUUAAAAGUUUAAAAAACUAAUAAACUUGGGUAAAAAAAUUCAA